CUGGAUCUCAUCUUUGAAAAAUUGUCGGCAAAAUUUGAAGAGAAGAAGCAAAAGAUCCUGGCAGCCCAACUGCACUCCACAGACACACCUACACAAAUCACCCACAUGCACCGAUCCACAUCAAAGCCUCCUGGUAACCGAAUGGGUUGGGAGGCCCUUCUGCUUGCAAGGCAAAAGUCAAAGGAGCAAGACAUCACUGUCUCCUCGGGGCCUGAAGCAGAACUUGCACCAGUUAUGGAACUUCCGGGGACUCGAGCUAUGGGGCAGCACUUCUUUUAA
Pelobates cultripes (western spadefoot toad) is the source of this 279-nucleotide messenger RNA. NCBI's taxonomy places the organism in Eukaryota, Metazoa, Chordata, Amphibia, Anura, Pelobatidae. The record is from the annotation of a GenBank genome assembly.